AUGGCAGCAGCCGGCGCUUCGGAAGUGCUAAGCAGUGCGUACUUCAAAUCAAUGCUGGAGAAGCUGGACGCCAUGAAUUCUCAUUCAGAUUCGCUUGUUCGCUCCGCUGAAGCGAGCCUUUUGCAGUCCUUCGACCAGGAAGCAGAGCGCUCUUCAGUCCUUCUCCUUGAGCUACGAUCUCCUGUUGAAGUAGUGUGGCCGGAUCUAACGUCACUGUUGGAAAAGUUGAGGACAGGGAGGUGCCUAUCAUACAUGAACGGGACGCGGCUAGUUGGGAGACCUGUCACCGUCGUGGUUUCAAGCGAAAAUUUAUCUUACCUGGAUCGAACCAACCUGGCCGAGUCAGACGUCAUCUUCUUUGACACCUCACUGGAAUCGUUGACUAGAGCGCAUCCAACAGAAGGUGGUGACGAAACCGAUGGCGACAACCAAGCCGCAGCUCAUGGUACAAAAGUCUUUCUGGCAAGGAACUCGACAACAAGGACUGUCAUGGCAACUGCCGAUUUCCAAGCAUCUGUCGGCCUCCCCCGUCGGGGCCGAUUCUCCAAAGAGCAGAUUCAGUUGGUUCGGGCGCAAGUGCGUGCUGCUCACCAGCAUGGACUGCUGGCCCGGUAUACCGGCAUCAAGUGCCAUCCGCGACGAUUACGCAGGUUGAUCUUGCGAGUACUAGCCCAGGAAGGGGUCGAUUUAAUUGAGAAUGACCAGAAUGAUUGUGAGCGACCGUGGUAG
This is a messenger RNA of Aspergillus lentulus, 729 nucleotides long. RefSeq lists its product as uncharacterized. NCBI's taxonomy places the organism in Eukaryota, Fungi, Ascomycota, Eurotiomycetes, Eurotiales, Aspergillaceae. The record is from RefSeq and is a predicted model, not a curated record.